Molecule: messenger RNA, 1056 nt
Organism: Trichoderma virens Gv29-8
Lineage: Eukaryota; Fungi; Ascomycota; Sordariomycetes; Hypocreales; Hypocreaceae
Exons: 2
Coding region: 1-1056 (351 amino acids)
Molecular function (GO): oxidoreductase activity
Source: RefSeq, a predicted model, not a curated record
AUGGCUCUCCCUACUACUUCACGAGCAUGGUCCAUCCGUGACAUCCACAGCGACAGCUUUGACGGCCUCGUUCUGCAAGAAAAUGUUCCUCUCCCUCAGCUCGGCGAGCAUGAUGUUCUGGUUCAAGUUGAAGCUGUCUCUCUAAACUACAGAGAUCUGGCCAUCCCAAGAGGACUCUACCCAUUUGCCAUGAGCCUACCUGUCGUUCCUGGCUCCGAUAGUUCCGGUAUUGUCCUUGCUGUUGGACCCAAGGUUACCAGAGUGUCAAAGGGUGACCGAGUGUGCACAUUGUUCAACGAGCACCACCAGACGAACCCCAUUACCCCCGAGGCUGUUGGAAGUGGCCUUGGUGGCGCCGUUGAUGGCACACUGCGCAACUAUGGUGUUUUUGGCGAGCACUGUCUUGUCAAGGCCCCAUCCUCUCUCAACGCCGUUGAGGCUAGCACUCUGACAUGCGCACCCCUUACCGCAUGGAACGCCCUGUACGGACUGCAGUCAAAGGCUAUCAAGGCUGGCGACUGGGUCUUGACUCAGGGUACUGGUGGCGUUAGCCUUGCAGCUAUUCAGUUUGCUGUUGCUGCGGGCGCAACCGUUGUCUCUACAACCUCCACGGAUGACAAGGCCGACGCCCUGAAGAAGCUGGGAGCUUCCCACGUUAUCAACUACAAGCAGACCCCCAACUGGGGCGAGGUCGCCCGAGCCCUGACUCCCGGAGGCCUGGGAUUCGACCACAUUCUCGAGAUUGGCGGUGCCGCAAGCGUUGCGCAGUCACUCAAGGCCAUUAAGCUGGAGGGUGUCAUUACCCUCAUUGGGUUCCUCACUUCUUCUGAGAAGCAGCCUCCUCUGAUGGACGCUCUGAACCACCUUUGCAUUGUCCGCGGCAUCUUUGUCGGCUCCAGACAGCAGUUUGAGGAGAUGAAUCGGGCGAUUGACUCUGCAAAGAUCCAUCCGGUGGUUGAUUCUAACCUCUUUUCUUUUGAAGAUAUGAAGAAGGCGUAUCAGCACCAGUGGGAGAGCAAGCACUUUGGAAAGGUUGUCAUCAAGAUUGUAAACUAA